Molecule: messenger RNA, 2322 nt
Organism: Orbilia oligospora ATCC 24927
Lineage: Eukaryota; Fungi; Ascomycota; Orbiliomycetes; Orbiliales; Orbiliaceae
Exons: 1
Coding region: 1-2322 (773 amino acids)
Biological process (GO): transcription by RNA polymerase III
Cellular component (GO): transcription factor TFIIIC complex
Molecular function (GO): protein binding
Source: RefSeq, a predicted model, not a curated record
AUGGCAACCGAUCAAGAUAAUGGAGAAGCUGCAGCAGCUUCUUCAACCGUUACGACGCCAUCAAGACCGAAAAGACAAGCUGUUAUUCAGCGAAAACCAAUUGUCCUAGGCGAAUACGGCACAGAUUCCGAUGAAUCGGAAGAAUCACGUCGCGAGCGGCGACUUAUGAUUGAGCUUGAUGCUCUCGAGAGCUCCGAUAAGUUCCAGCCUCCGAGUCGAGCUAAAGCUACACCAAAAACCAGAAAACCAAAGGCUAAGGCACCGAAGAAAGCUGCCACGAAAGCUGCCACGAAGGCGUCCCCAAAGGCUUCUACGAAGGCCCCUACGAAGGCCUCUGCCAAAGCACCUAAAAAAGUCUCUAUAGGGGCCUCUAGAGCAUCCGACUCAGAAGAAGGAGAUGCGCCAGAGGAGGUUUAUGGCGAGGAUCCCGAUGAAAUGUCACUGGAUGAAGCGGACCCGGAUGAAGAUGGAGCAUCUGAUGAUGGAGAAGAUGAAGGGAUAGGCCCUAUGACUCCUACGAAGAAAGGUCGAAUUACCAAGCUGAAAAAGCUAAAGGGCAUGAAUACACCUGUUGCUCUCCACCGACGAAUGAUUCGACGAAUGAAGGAUAUCUCGUACUGGGGUGAUCAUGAAGUUGAUCCGAUGGCCAUUAGGAGAAAAGAAAUAGCUAGGCCCUUUAUCUACGACAUAUCUGCUCCGGCCCGAGCAAAUGUUGGCAAGGUCCUGGAUUUCGAUCCCGAGAGAGAGGCCCAGGAACUGGCUAAAGGCAUCUAUAUCGAAAGAAUGAUGCCUUUUCAAAAGUCAAUUUUGCUCGAUAGGGUUGCAGAUGCCGAUGAAAUCGCGAAGUAUUAUUGGCAGGUCCCUAAGAAGCCACUAUCGCUGCUGCUAGGCCCCUUCACGAGAUCCGGGCAACAAAAGAAGUUUCAAUUAAAUAUCCACGAAUCAGUCAGCCUAACAGCACCUGACUUAUUCCAUGGUAAAAACGGAUGGGUUAUCAACUGCGGCAACGAAAUACAGUCUUUGGACUGGGCAACUCAGCAAGACGGUCGCGACAAUCAAUUCCUCGCGGUAGGGACAAAAUUCCAGGAAGCUAAGCCGGCAAUCAAGGAAUUACCACCAGGUUUUGCACCCUGCGUAUGUCCUUCUCAGAUUCAAAUCUGGCGUAUCCCGAUCUCGAAACCGAACACCACACCUAAACCCCCUCCGACGCUCGAUCACACCCUCCUCACAGACUGGGGUGCUCCAACGGAGAUCAAAUGGCGUCCAGGAAAUGCCCCUGUGAAAAAGGAAGGUAUCAUCGGCCACUUCAUGGCCCUCUUCGAAGAUGGCCAAGCCCGUCUCAUCGAAGUCAAAGAACACCCCCCAUCAACAUCUCCUUCAACCGCUCCGGUCUACAAACUCACAGAACCCAUGCAAACCCUCUAUCUAAACGAUACUCUCUUUACAGUGUUUACCUGGAUAAACCACCAUACCCUUGCAUUCGGCUGUGCAAAUGGUUCAGUUGCAAUCUAUGAUCUAAACGUAACACUCCCAGGCAAAGAACACCUCCCGAAAUCAUACCACUACAUUGCCGCCAGCUACAUCUGCUCAAUCUCUUCUUUAGCCCCCAGUUUUCCAGACAUGAUUGCCACUUACUCUAUGGAUGGAAGCUUCAACAUGCACGAUAUCCGCGAGCCAGGUAUCUCCAAUACCCUCUCCCACAGAACCAGAACAGUAGCUAUGUCUACACCGAUAGCCUGGUGCGAAAUGGCCCAAUCACUUUGUUACCCGGAAGAUCUCUCGGGAGUUUUAUGCAUGGGAAUCCGCAAAGCCAAAAAAUCCGGCGGAUUCCUCUGCUCUAACAACCCAGGGGAUACAAUAGCCGCAUCAACGGGUUGCGGAACGGGUCUCCAUCCAUUCCUUCUAAACGGUGGUAGGGACGGGAAAGUCAGGAUAGCAAAUCUAGUAAGAAAAUAUUUUUACUCGAAAUGUCAGGCUAUGCAGCAGGUAUGGUUUCAAUUGGAGUACGCGCCUACCACGGGGUUGUUCAGAAUGUUGGAUGGGUUUAAACCGGAGAUGGUGGUUCAUCGGAAUAGAGUUGCAGUUGGCUUGCCGUUCUAUACGUAUCAUACGAAUAUUACAAAAGUCGGGUGGAAUAAUAAUUUGGGAUAUGGAACGUGGGCGGCGGCUGGGACCGGAGGUGGGUUUGUGAGGGUGGAAGACGUGUGUUUGGAUGUUCAUCAAGCUACGCCGGUUAUCGGGCAGAAUAACCCUACGGUUGGAGAGGACGUUGAUAAUGGUAAUGGUAAUGCGGAGUCUGAUAAUGAGAUGGAUAUGGAUUGA